CGUCUUCUUGCCCUCGUCUCCUUGUACGAUAUAGGCUGCCAGUGGAGCAUCAACUUCUGGGAACGGAUAGUAGAGAUGCCUGACUACCUGCAAAUUUCUGAAUGUGUCGUUAAUGUUCUCUUCAUUGUCCCGGCAUUCCAUCUUAAGGCCCAUAUUGAAAAGUGCAAGCCCCUUUUUUCUCCGUGGUUUUCUCGCCGGCUCGCGCAGAUGGAGUUCGAGGCAAUCAAGAGGAUAUGGGCGAUCAUAAAUGGUAUAGCAUUCAGCAUCAGGGAGAUGAGGCCUGGACACUGGCACGAUACCAUCGACGACUUCUGCGGGUAUGUAAAAGAGAGACAGAGAGGGGGGGAGGAGAGGAGGAAAGAGUGGUAG
Molecule: messenger RNA, 369 nt
Organism: Stereum hirsutum FP-91666 SS1
Lineage: Eukaryota; Fungi; Basidiomycota; Agaricomycetes; Russulales; Stereaceae
Exons: 1
Source: RefSeq, a predicted model, not a curated record